AUGGAAUCAUCGAUAAACAUCAUGCUUAUUUCCUCUUGUGAACCUGAGGAGCCUGAAGAGAACAUCACUCACAUGGAAGCUUCUCUGUAUAAAGCAGCAGCAGAAGGCAACAUUGAAGUAUUCAAUAAUAAGCAGGGGCUUCAACUUGAAUCGCUAAAGACCCCAAACCAUGACAACCUGCUCCAUGUUAACUUGGCAAGCCAGGAGUUUGCCAAACUCUCAACAAUCAAAAUCAUCUCCGUAGGAUUUGUAUCAUCGUAUCGGUUUUUGAAUUCUUUCGUUACUACGAUAGAAAGAGAAAAAAAAUCAGAUUUUAUCGAACAAAUUCCGAGCAAGUGUCCGUCACUGCUACUCCAAAUGAAUGCUAAAGGUCAAACUCCUUUGCACGUUGCAGCAAGGUAUGGACAUUCUGCUAUUGUGAAACUUCUAAUCAAGUCUUGCCUCAUGGCGGUCCCCACGAUAGAACAGUUUUGCAUGCAGCAGCUAUGGCUAAAGAUGCAGGCAAUAAGGGUAAUAUUAGAGAAGAAGGGGAAUUUGACAAGGGAAAAAGAUGAAGAUGGGCACACCCCUCUUCAUUAUGCUGCACAUUUAGGUGGUAGAAAAUCAGUUGUGGGAGAACUGUUAAAAAGGGAUGUAUCAACUGCCUAUAUAGGUGAUAAAAAGAGGGGGAUGACACCCCUUCUUAUGGUAGCCAGGCAAAAUAAUGUUGGAAUAGUGAGAAUGAUUCUCUCUUUAUGUCCAGAUUGUUGUGAAAAAGUAGACAACAAAGGUUUGAAUUUUCUUCAUUAUCUGGCUUUUAGAGGCUCUUCUUAUCCAUUAGCGCUUCCUCUUUUCAAGCGUGGUGAUAUUGAAAUUGUAUAUGGAUCACUCAGAAAUCUCAGAAAGUGGGAAGGUGCCUUUGGAAUGACAACUCAAAAAGUUAAUAAUGCACUUCAAUAUAAGAAACAUCAUCAUAAACAGAACAAAGUCAGCAGCAACAACUUAUUUGCUUAA
Molecule: messenger RNA, 993 nt
Organism: Gossypium arboreum
Lineage: Eukaryota; Viridiplantae; Streptophyta; Magnoliopsida; Malvales; Malvaceae
Product: ankyrin repeat-containing protein At5g02620-like
Exons: 4
Coding region: 1-993 (330 amino acids)
Molecular function (GO): protein binding
Source: RefSeq, a predicted model, not a curated record